Pelagomonas calceolata is the source of this 915-nucleotide messenger RNA. Lineage: Eukaryota; Pelagophyceae; Pelagomonadales; Pelagomonadaceae. The record is from the annotation of a GenBank genome assembly.
CGGCGGAAUAAGGUUAGCGCGCGGCGUCUCGGGAAGCGGAAUCGAAGCUGGAGCUGGAGCUGGAGUUGGUGCUGUGGAGUUGGUGGACGUACACGACGCCUACUCCGCGGGCGCGGCGGAGAUGACCUCGGCCGGCGCGUCGUCCGCCGGCGGCGCGGGCAGCGGCUUGCCGACGAACUUGAAGAAGCCCGCGAAGCCCUGGGUCUCCGGGCCGGCCUUCCACAUCUCGACGAAGGCCGGCGUCGGCUCCGCGGCGCCCUCGACGCCGUCACGAAUCUCGCCGACGUAGAGCCCUUUCUUGACCUUGCCGUCCUCCAUCGUGUACGUGCCGACCUCCACGGGCAACGUCAUCUCGAUCUUGGCCUCCUCCGGGAUCUCGGCGACCGCGACCGCGGGGAAGGGCGUGCCCUCGACCGCGGGGAGGUCGGCCUUCAUCGCGCCGCAGCACUGCUGCGUGAGCACGGUGUAGGUGCCGUCCUCGUUCUUCUCGAUGCCGAGGCAGAGCGACUUCCAGUCCGGCAGGGCGCCGACCAUGUUCUUGCAGAUGCCGAGCAUGGCGUCGAUCGGGAGCGGCGGCGCGCCGGGCGGGCCGAACUCGCAGCCCUCGGCGGAGACGUCCUUGGUCGAGCCGUCCUGCAGGCCUGUGCGCAAAUCAACCAGUGAGUCGGAUGCGCUUCACUACGUCCUGAGAACGGCCACGGGUUCAUUCAUGCGCUGCUAGAGACCGACGCAGAACUUGUAGAUGGCAAUCUCGUCGUCGGUCUUGCCGGCCUCCUUGGCAGCCGCCUCGUCCGCGGGGAUGGAGCCUCCGGCUCCCAUGAUUUCAAGUGUCGGCUUGCGUGCGCUUCGUGGGCAGCGUGGGGCAGCGUGCGAUUAUGGGCGCUGGCUCUGGCUAACUCGGCGCUGAGAUACUAG